AUGCAACAGCCAUACCCACAAUACCCCAACGGCCAAGCUUACCCCGCUCAAGGGGCGUACUACCCACAAGGCCAGUACUAUCCUCCGCCGCAGCCGCAGGUUGUGUAUCAAGAACGACAAAGCAGCCGAUUCGACGACCCAAACACUUGCUGGCUUCUGUCGCUAUUGACGUUAUGUUGCGGUUGCUUACUGGGUAAGUAAUGGUGGGUGUUACGGGGUAGAGAAUGGUCGCGACCGGUCGUAACAGUUAAUGAAAUGAGUUAUCUUUUAGGUGAGGCGCUUUGCGAUGAGCAAUGCUGUUGCUGUUUGAUACCCUGCGCUCUGCCGAGGUUUGGCAGACGAUGGUAG
Messenger RNA from Bursaphelenchus xylophilus (pine wood nematode), 348 nucleotides. Lineage: Eukaryota; Metazoa; Nematoda; Chromadorea; Rhabditida; Aphelenchoididae. The record is from the annotation of a GenBank genome assembly.